AUCAUUCCUGACCAGCAGGUGGCGACGGUGAGUUUACAGUCAAUGUUCAACAUUUUAAUGCUGCCAGAAGAAGAAGAGGCUGUCGGGUGACAAGAUGAUCGGCGAUCUGUUAAUUUUCGGCACGUUGCUAAUGAACGCAGGGGCGGUUUUAAACUUUAAACUGAAAAGGAAACAGACCCAAACGCACGGAUUCGGGGAUGAUCCGGGCCGAUCAACUACAGGUGAAAACAUCCGGGAGUUUUUACUCAGUCUGCGCUACUUCCGCAUUUUUAUAGCGCUGUGGAACAUCUUCAUGAUGUUCUGUAUGAUACUGUUAUUCGGAUCAUAACCCACUACAUUCCCAGUCUGGACACUAACAUGAAGGACAUUCCUCAACACUUUUUCUUUUUCGGUAGUGGGACGCUCAACGCUGGCUUAGCCUUCUCAAGAGUCGUCAGAGCAGGAAAUCUGUCAGUCAUUUCCUCCAUUUUAUCAACAAAGCCAGUGUCUUAUGGGUCAGCUAAAGCUUAUUUGGAAAGUCUUAAGGACUAAUGAUGACCCUGUUGUCUUUAUUAAUGUCAGACUGACAUAUUGCCUAAAUUUGCAUGUCAGUUGAUAUGCUUGUGAUCGUCAGCAGAUACGAAGUGGGUUUUUUUUGUGAAUAUCAGCUGCACGUGCAUUGGCUGAUAAGAGCAGUGCCCUGAAAUAAAUCAUCUGUUUUUCUCAACAAAAAAUUUUGUUGAAAAAUAUUUUCCUGUUGAAUUAGGGAGCUUCCAGCAAGUUCAAUACUACUCUGAUUCUUUUAUUAAAUGAGAAAUGUUUUAGUACAAAUUACUAAAUGAUAUAAUUCUAUAACUGUUGAAAGAAUGGCUGGUGGUUUUACUCAGUUAAGAUGCAAAAGUUCUUUGCAAGAAAAACACUGACCUAUUAAAAGUGGCUUGCAUUA
This is a messenger RNA of Ictalurus furcatus (blue catfish), 925 nucleotides long. It is a transcript of the gene smim7, whose product is annotated as small integral membrane protein 7. The transcript is spliced from 5 exons. Bases 95 to 328 code for a protein of 77 amino acids. Lineage: Eukaryota; Metazoa; Chordata; Actinopteri; Siluriformes; Ictaluridae. The record is from RefSeq and is a predicted model, not a curated record.